Messenger RNA from Folsomia candida, 1129 nucleotides. Its product is annotated as alpha-tocopherol transfer protein-like. Bases 188 to 1033 code for a protein of 281 amino acids. The transcript is spliced from 5 exons. Lineage: Eukaryota; Metazoa; Arthropoda; Collembola; Entomobryomorpha; Isotomidae. Gene Ontology annotation, cellular component: membrane. The record is from RefSeq and is a predicted model, not a curated record. Gene Ontology annotation, molecular function: phosphatidylinositol bisphosphate binding.
GUAUGCACAAGCAAUUAAUUUAUUCGUGUCCUGAUAACAUUUACAGUGUAGUUCUGACCACCGCAAUAUCUGCAAAGUUGCACACAUAACUAAGAAAUUUCCCCAAUUUCUAUUCAGACAGAUAUCAGGCAUUGUUCAUUUAACAUUAUAUACAUACAUAACUAAAUCAAAAUUUUGCAAUUUUUUAAUGGUUGAUCAAGCUGGAAAUAGUUUAAGUUUAGAAAAUGAGAAGGAAACAGAAUAUCUAAAAAUCGUGCGUGACAUGAUGGCUGGAAGCGAGAAAUUGAGACCAAUGAUGCCAUUCUGGCCGGACAAGUUACUCCUUAUGAUCAUCAGAACGUACGAUUUCAACCAAACCUCCGUCAUGAGAGUGAUAAAUUCCUUGCAAAAUUGCAUAACGGAAACUUACCCGGACUUAUUUCGGCUUCUAAAUCUGACCGACUUGAAGCCGAUUUUGGACAAGAAACUUUUCACCCUGGUGAAGCACUCGAGUCCAAGGAAUCCGGGGAUUUUAAUUUUUCAUUUUAAAAAUUGGGAACCAUCCGAAGUCUCCACAGACCAAUUGAUCGCUGUCGGAAUCGUGUACUACUACCAACUCGUGCGAAAUUCGAAGGACAUCCAGAGGAAUGGGAUUCUCUUUUUGAUGGACACUGAUGGCCUUGGGUUUAAUCAUGCUCGGCAACUUUCAUACGAUUUUGUCAAAAAGCUUUUUGCCGUCAUGGUCUACUCGUCCCCGAUCCGAUUUGUUUGCUACGUUUUGUACAAUAGUUCCUACCUGAUGGAGAAGAUUUACAGCGUGGUCAAAUAUGCGAUCCCGGAAAGGGCGAGGAAAGAUGUUUAUGUCAUAAAAAAAGACCUAACCGUGAUUCACGGGAUGGUUCCGGAUAAACAAUUUUUGCCCACUUGCAUCGGCGGAGAUAUUCAAAAUGAUGUGACGUUUCAGGACGAUGCAGAGCAAGCAGCGUUUGAGGACCUCACACUACAAAAUCUUGCGACAGACCUGCAAAGAGAGUUCGGAGUGGGAAAGAAGUGAUGUAAUGGUGUUAUUGUAAUUUAUUUAAGUAGCCAGGUGAAAAAUUAGUAAAAUAAUUUAAAAAAACGAUGAAAAGUUCGUUAAUAUGAAAAUGAA